Staurois parvus is the source of this 1388-nucleotide messenger RNA. The record is from the annotation of a GenBank genome assembly. NCBI's taxonomy places the organism in Eukaryota, Metazoa, Chordata, Amphibia, Anura, Ranidae.
ACCCGGCUUUGGAUUAAAGAUGGCGGACCAGAGUGAGACAGCAGCGGGCGAGCGGCCGGGGGAGGAGGAGAACGGACACGGACAUUGCAGCGACUGCGAGAAUGAUGAGAAGCACAGCUCGAACCGGGGAGAGGUUGACAACACUGGAGUUAAGAAAAAGAAGAAGCAGAAACGCAAGAAAGACAAAGGAGGGGACAAGCUGGAAAACCACUGAGGCUCCGGUGAACACUCUACCUGCUGAGAAGAUCCAAGAGAUCCAGAAGGCCAUUGAGCUGUUUUCUGUGGGUCAAGGGUCCGCUAAGACCAUGGAAGAGGCCAGCAAGAGAAGCUACCAGUUCUGGGACACGCAGCCUGUUCCUAAGUUAGGUGAAGUGGUCAAUACACAUGGCCCUAUUGAGCCAGACAAGGAUAAUAUCCGUCAGGAGCCAUACAGCCUGCCACAGGGUUUCACCUGGGAUGCUCUGGAUUUGAGUGACAGAUCAGUGCUAAAGGAGCUGUACACUUUGCUAAAUGAAAACUAUGUAGAAGAUGAUGAUAACAUGUUCCGCUUUGACUACUCGCCGGAGUUCCUGUUAUGGGCACUGAGACCUCCCGGAUGGCUGCCACAGUGGCACUGUGGAGUGAGGGUCAUCAAUAGCAAGAAGCUAGUGGGGUUUAUCAGCGCCAUUCCAGCUAACAUGAAAAUCUAUGAUCUCACCAAGAAGAUGGUAGAGAUCAAUUUCCUCUGUGUACACAAGAAGAUGCGUGCCAAGCGGGUCGCACCAGUCCUGAUCCGUGAGAUCACACGUAGAGUUCACAUGGAGGGGAUCUUCCAGGCGGUGUAUACCGCAGGUGUUGUGCUGCCUAAACCAGUAGCCACAUGCAGGUACUGGCAUAGGUCACUAAACCCUCGGAAACUGAUAGAGGUGAAAUUCUCUCAUCUUAGCCGGAACAUGACCAUGCAGAGGACUAUGAAACUGUACCGGCUUCCGGAGACUGCUAAAACCCAAGGCAUGAAACCAAUGGAGCUACAUCAUGUCCCCGCUGUACACCGGCUCCUGACUCAGUACUUGUCUCAGUUCAACCUGGCCCCGUUCAUGAGUGAAGAAGAGGUGAAACAUUGGCUUCUGCCCCAAGAGAACAUCAUAGAUACCUUCGUGGUGGAGUCUCCAGACGGAGAGCUAACAGACUUCCUGAGCUUCCACACGCUCCCCUCAACCAUCAUGAACCACCCCACACACAAGAGCCUAAAGGCUGCGUACUCCUUCUACAAUGUGCACACCAAAACGCCUCUUGUCGACCUCAUGAAUGAUGCCCUCAUCCUGGCAAAAUCUAAAGGAUUCGAUGUCUUUAAUGCCCUAGACCUCAUGGAAAACAAAACCUUUCUGGAGAAACUGAUACUAAUCUGA